CGUGUCCUCUCCGGUCGCGAUGCCGCGUUCGAUGCCGGUCCGCUGUGUCCUGUUUUGCGUUGCUGCUGUCGCGGAGACGUCGGCUGACACGUUUGCGCGGCGGAAAUACAAAGCGACGCGCGGAUGAAGAGAACGAACCCCAGCGUGGCGGUUUAGAGGGAGCCCCGCAGAGCUUCCGCUCUCGCGCCUCCGAGUCCGCCCGCUCUAUGAUGGCGAUGUUUCGGAGCUUCGCGUCUGCCGGAGCUCAGCUCCGCCAGCAGCAGCAGCCCAGCAGCGGUGCACCUCCUCUGGCUUCUCCGGUGGACAGCGUCGAGAGCCAGUUCUCUUGCCCCAUCUGCCUGGAGGUUUACCACAAACCCGUCAGCAUCGCAAGCUGUGCACACACGUUUUGUGGGGACUGCUUGCAGCCAUGUCUUCAGGUCACUUCUCCUCUCUGCCCACUCUGUCGCAUGCCCUUUGACCCCAAGAAGGUGGACCGGUGCGCCAGUGUGGAGAAACAGCUGGCCGCGUACAAGGCCCCCUGCAGGGGCUGUAGCAAGAAGGUGGCUCUGGUAAAGAUGAGGGCCCAUAUUACUUCCUGUCCCAAGGUUCAGGAGCAGAUAGCCAACUGUCCCAAGUUUGUCCCCGUUGUACCCACUUCACAACCUAUACCCAGCAACAUCCCCAACCGGUCAACAUUUGUGUGUCCCUUCUGUGGAGCCAGAAACCUGGACCAGCAGGAGUUGGUGAAGCACUGUAUGGACAACCACCGUAAUGAUCCUAAUAAAGUGGUGUGUCCAGUCUGUUCGGCCAUGCCAUGGGGAGACCCCAGCUACAAGAGUUCCAACUUCCUCCAGCACCUCCUUCACAGACACAAGUUCUCUUAUGACACUUUUGUGGACUACAGCAUCGACGAAGAGGCAGCGCUGCAAGCCGCCCUGGCGCUGUCCCUCACCGAAAACUAGCAACGCCGCCGCAGUCCUCUGAUCUCGCCGUCACCCCAUCGUCACCUUGCUGCCGCUCCCGAAUGGCUCCCAGCCCACUGCCCAACCUCCUCCAACCAGCAAACAUCUGCCCAAAUAGGUGCAUUUCAGCAUUUUUUUGGGGGAUAGAGCCCCAUAUUCAACACAAACAAGCUUUUGUGAUGCCAACCAGUCAAAUAGCCGUGCCCGACACCCAACUUGGUCCAUUCCAGUCCAUUUAUAUUUCCAGAUAAUGAUGAGCUCACGUCCCUUUCAUUUGCAGAAGGGAAGGGUCUUCUGUUAGGAUUGGUUUCGCACACAACCUUUCCACACAGCACAGUAUUUAUUACAUGGACAAAAGGGGGGGGGGGGGCUAUGUUUCCCUGGAUUUUUUUUCCUGCUCUUUUUGGACCUCGUGACGUGAAAUUAACAGUGAUCCAAUAGGUCGUGAAUCGGUCACCUUGUCAGAGGAGGUGCCUCGGGCUCAGCAUUCUGCUUCCAUCCAUGUACACAAUACCCGUCAUGCUUUAGUGAUGUAAAAAAAAAAAAUCCCUCUCCAGGGCCUUGAAACGCUCCUGCCCACUCACGUGAAGAAUGCAUCUCGCUGAAGACUGAUGGAUGCAGUAAAUCUGGCGGACCGCUGCAGCACAGGCGGCUUUCAAGUCCACAGAAACCGUCUUGGAGUUUGAAGGAUCCUGGAAACUAAUGAGAGCGUGUAAACGGAUGUACUCUUAAAACUCCAGGAACAACCCAAAGUAUUGUCUGCUUUGUAGUGGAGAAAAUGGUGUU
Molecule: messenger RNA, 1730 nt
Organism: Lampris incognitus (smalleye Pacific opah)
Lineage: Eukaryota; Metazoa; Chordata; Actinopteri; Lampriformes; Lampridae
Product: E3 ubiquitin-protein ligase RNF166
Exons: 6
Coding region: 207-944 (245 amino acids)
Biological process (GO): protein polyubiquitination; ubiquitin-dependent protein catabolic process
Molecular function (GO): ubiquitin protein ligase activity
Source: RefSeq, a predicted model, not a curated record